Messenger RNA from Oncorhynchus masou masou (cherry salmon), 6885 nucleotides. RefSeq names its product H(+)/Cl(-) exchange transporter 5-like. The transcript has 18 exons. Gene Ontology annotation, molecular function: voltage-gated chloride channel activity. Gene Ontology annotation, biological process: chloride transport; transmembrane transport. Gene Ontology annotation, cellular component: plasma membrane; early endosome; synaptic vesicle. The record is from RefSeq and is a predicted model, not a curated record. Lineage: Eukaryota; Metazoa; Chordata; Actinopteri; Salmoniformes; Salmonidae. Bases 328 to 2865 code for a protein of 845 amino acids.
UUAGAAAAGUGGAGAGUGUGUGUGGAUAAUCGAUGAUCUCGUUGUGUUUUGUUAUCGUUUGCAUUUUUUACGACCCACCAGUGUUUGUCUUCAGCAUAGGAUAUCAAGAAAUCUAUUGAUUGAGCAAAAUGUUUUGACUUGUCUAUAGCGAUAUAUAGGGCAUUGGGUUGCAAUUGCUAAAUACGUCCCGACAACUACAUUUGUGUAAAGGGGAAGUAGCCUACGAUAUGUCAAACCGUAUUUAACUUCGUUCUCUUGUCUGGUGAACUAGACAUUAGUCAAACCGGGGAGAACAGUUGUAGCGAGAUUAUCAUUAUUUUCAAGGCAAUGUUUCGAUAUUGGAAGAAUUUAUUUAUAAAAUACACAUCGAAUAACGACCGAGGCGCUAGAAUGGACAACGCUGGGUUUUGCAACGAGACCUAUGAAAGCCUUCACAACCCGGCAAGCGAUGAUGAGUUGGUCGAUAUAGCUGGAGCCACGCUCGAUUUCUCCAACACGGAGGACGUGCCACCUCUCGACCCCGAAUACGGCUCAGGCUACGGUACUACCGGAUACUCUAAUGGUAUGACCGGUAACGGUAAGCUGAUGGACCUACUAGACGAGCCGGUACCGGGGGUAGGGACCUACGAAGACUUCAAUACCAUCGACUGGGUCAGAGAGAAGAGCAAGGACCGCGACCGCCACAGAGAGAUCACCAGUAAGAGUGAGCAGUCUACCUGGGCCCUGCUCCACAGCAUCAGUGACGCCUUCUCCGGCUGGCUCCUCAUGCUGCUCAUAGGACUCUUGUCAGGUGCUCUAGCAGGCUGUAUAGACAUCUCGGCUCACUGGUUAACAGACCUGAAGGAGGGUGUGUGUCUGUCUGGCUUCUGGUUCAACCAUGAACACUGCUGCUGGGGCUCAAACCAAACCACCUUUCAAGAGAGGGACAAGUGUCCUCAGUGGCAGAGCUGGGCUGAACUGCUGGGUGGUAGCUCAGAGGGGGCAGCAGCGUACAUAGUCAACUACUUGAUGUUCAUGUUGUGCGCUCUACUGUUCUCCUUCCUGGCUGUCAUUCUGGUCCGGGCCUUCGCACCUUACGCCUGUGGAUCAGGAAUACCAGAGAUAAAGACCAUCCUUUCUGGGUUCAUCAUUAGAGGCUACCUGGGGAAAUGGACCCUUAUCGUCAAGACAAUUACCCUGGUCCUGGCUGUCUCUUCUGGUCUCAGUCUUGGAAAGGAAGGACCCCUGGUCCAUGUAGCAUGCUGCUGUGCCAACAUCCUCUGUCAUCUGUUCACAAAGUACCGACAGAACGAAGCAAAACGACGAGAGGUGUUAUCUGCAGCUGCAGCAGUGGGCGUGUCUGUGGCCUUUGGCGCACCUAUAGGAGGAGUGCUGUUCAGUCUGGAGGAGGUGAGCUACUACUUCCCUCUGAAGACUCUGUGGAGGUCGUUCUUCGCUGCGUUGGUGGCAGCCUUCACUCUCCGUUCCAUCAACCCGUUCGGUAACAGCCGACUGGUCUUGUUCUACGUAGAGUUCCAUACCCCCUGGCACAUGGUGGAGCUGGUCCCGUUCAUCCUGCUGGGCAUCUUCGGUGGCCUCUGGGGGGCGCUCUUCAUCAGGGCUAAUAUCGCCUGGUGCAGAAGGCGUAAGACCACUCGUCUGGGCCACUACCCGGUGCUGGAGGUCUUGGUGGUAACUGGAAUCACAGCCCUCCUCUCCUUCCCGAACAGUUACACCAGGAUGAGUGGGUCAGAACUGAUCUCAGAACUGUUUAAUGAUUGUUCUCUACUGGAUUCCUCACAGCUGUGUGACUACAACAGCUCUGAGAACAGGUCUGACUCUGGUGUGUUUAGUGCCAGCCUCACUGAUAGGGCGUUCAGUAACACACUCCCUGAUAGGCCAGCUGGACCAGGUGUGUACACAGCGCUAUGGCAACUGUCUCUGGCACUCUUCUUCAAGAUGCUGGUCACUGUGGUUACCUUCGGCAUGAAGGUCCCUUCCGGUCUCUUCAUCCCCAGUAUGGCUGUAGGGGCGAUAGCAGGCAGACUGCUGGGAGUUGCAAUGGAACAGAUGGCGUUGAACCAUCAUGACUGGCUCAUCGUCAAGGGCUGGUGCUCAUCAGGGGCGGACUGUAUCACACCAGGGCUCUACGCUAUGGUGGGGGCGGCUGCAUGUCUAGGUGGUGUCACCCGUAUGACCAUAUCGCUGGUGGUCAUCAUGUUUGAGCUGACGGGCGGUCUGGAGUACAUUGUUCCUCUGAUGGCUGCGAUCAUGACCUCUAAGUGGGUAGCGGAUGCGUUGGGGCGUGAGGGGAUCUACGAAGCCCACAUCAGACUCAACGGUUACCCCUUCCUGGAAACCAAAGAGGAGUAUGGGCACAAGACCCUGGCUCAGGAUGUGAUGCGCCCUCGGCAGUCGGACCCUCUCCUAGUCGUGCUCACUCAGGAGGGUAUGAGUGUAGGGGAGAUAGAAGGGGUGAUAGCAGACACUGACUACAGUGGCUUCCCUGUGGUGGUGUCACAGGAGUCUCAGAGACUAGUGGGUUUCGUACUGAGGAGGGACCUGGUCAUAUCUCUAGACAACGCCCGUAAGCGACAGGAGGGGGUGGUCAGUGCCUCGUUAGUGUUCUUCUUGGAACACGUGCCCCCCCAGCCCUUCUCCGGUCCCCCUGUCGUCAAACUACGAGGUAUCCUGGACCUUAGUCCCUUCACUGUGACAGACCACACCCCCAUGGCAAUAGCUGUGGACAUCUUCAGGAAGCUGGGACUCAGACAGUGUCUGGUUACACACAAUGGGAGGUUGCUGGGAAUCAUCACUAAGAAAGACAUUCUGAAGCACAUGGCUCAGAUGUCCAACAGAGACCCAGACUCUAUCCUCUUCAACUGAGACCCAGACUCUAUCCUCUUCAACUGAAACCCAGACUCUAUCCUCUUCAACUGAAACCCAGACUCUAUCCUCUUCAACUGAGACCCAGACUCUAUCCUCUUCAACUGAGACCCAGACUCUAUCCUCUUCAACUGAGACCCAGACUCUGUCCUCUUCAACUGAGACCCAGACUCUGUCCUCUUCAACUGAGACCCAGACUCUGUCCUCUUCAACUGAGACCCAGACUCUGUCCUCUUCAACUGAGACCCAGACUCUGCCCUCUUCAACUGAGACCCAGACUCUGCCCUCUUCAACUGAGACCCAGACUCUGCCCUCUUCAACUGAGACCCAGACUCUGCCCUCUUCAACUGAGACCCAGACUCUGCCCUCUUCAACUGAGACCCAGACUCUGCCCUCUUCAACGGAGACCCAGACUCUGCCCCCUUCAACGGAGACCCAGACUCUGCCCUCUUCAACGGAGACCCAGACUCUGCCCUCUUCAACGGAGACCCAGACUCUGCCCUCUUCAACGGAGACCCAGACUCUGCCCUCUUCAACGGAGAGGACAGUCUGGGUCAGACUCCUGCCCUCUAAAGAAGAGGGCUGGUGGGUACAGUAUUAUGGACACAUUUAUACAAAGAGGAUGGAAAAAUAGGAGAGAACACACUGAGAAGGAAAAUGACUGGGCGGCAGGAAUCCUAGCGGAUAAGAGUGUUGGACCAGAAAGGCCAACAGGUCGCUGUAGGAUCCAUCUGGAUCGCUGUAGGAUCCAUCUCCGGUAGUUAAAACUGAGUCUCCUCCAUGUUGUCUUGUCUCUGCUUGUUAGAUACAGAUGUCUGCCCAUUGUGUGUGUGUGUGUGUGUGUGCGCGCAGUGCAUAUCACUGAGAUAAAGCUAGAACACAAAAGGGAAACAUCGACGUGUAGAAUUCCUCCUAAAAUAGCCCCCAUUACCACAUGGGUGUGUUACCAUGACAACCCGGUUGUUCAUCACUUUGAUGUGCGACAGGCGUGGGAAGAGGUUGACGACACACGGGCUAUUAGAAUAGAAUGCUUUUAGCUACAGGAUAUUAGAGAGAGGGGGAUCCCAAGACGCUUCACAUGGAGAUCAGGUUACAGAGCUGCUCAAAGUCACACAUUCCUCAAACACCAGCACAUCAGACGACACGUGUCUGUGUGUGUGUUGGGUUCAGUGGUAGUCAGAGCAGGCCCCCUUGAUUCACGUUGAGUCACAUAGGGGUGGAUUGGCCUCUUUCAAGGUCUUUCUUUAGGCCCCUUUGUGUGUGUGUGUGUCCUAGGGAAUAUUUUACAGACAUGGGAAUUUGCCAAAAUGGACUCUCACGUUUCUGAGAGUUGUACAUAAACUAUAUUGCCUUUCCAAGUUUGAAGUUGUUGGUUUAAAUAGGACUUUGGGACUUUGAGUUUAAUCUCGUCUCUCUUUCUGAUUCUGAAAUAUUUUUUUAGGGAUCGUGAAUCUGUGUGUGUGUGAUGAGCUCAUGGGAAGCAUUGUGUUUAUAAUCAACAAUGGUGAUCAGAUUGUCAUAACCAUCUCCUUAUGUCUGUGUCCCAAAUGACACCCUACUCUCUCUAUAGUUCACUACUUUUGACCAGGGCUUAUAGUGGAUAGGGCAUCGUUUGGGACGCGUCCCAUUCAUAUGGCCCUGGAGGACCAAAUGACCAUCUUCAUAUUCCUCUUUUUAUUGCAGUGGGUUUUUUUCCCUGGUCUUCUCAUUUUUAUAGAAAUGUUGUCAUCCCAUCCGCCUAUCCACCCUCUCCAUUCUCUGUCCUUAGACAACCCCUCCCUCUUCUGUCCCCACAGUCUCGCUCUCUCACAUAUUCCAAAUAUGAUGUCACAAUGCUGCCUGUCGAGCCGCGUGAGGUGUAGUCUAGAAGGGAUACAGCUUUUGUCAAAAUUGACUUUUUCGCAGCAGGUUUACUAUAACUUACGCAGCGGAUCAGGAAAAAUAGGUUACAGUUAGGAGAAUUAGGUUACGGUUAGGAGAAUUAGGUUAAGGUUAGCUAAAAUGCUAAAGAAAAUCUACUUGAUGUCAAUUUGACAAAAGCUGUAUCCCGUCUAGACAUGACCGCCGCGUGACCUUUCUCUCUUGUCUUGUAACAGGAAGUGCAAUAAGGUGUGGUCUAGUUUGUGCCGGGCCCUGGCCAGUUUCUUUAUUUCUCCAUGCUGUAGGGACCACUUCCUAUGCUACUGCCAGCCUUUGUCUGCUAGUUGGGGUUUAAAAGCACUAUUGCUGAGACUACUUACAAUGAGCACCUCUGGCAGUUCCUAAGAAGCCGAUCAGAAAUGAAAUGAUUUGUCAUUCUGAACGUGGAAUGUUGUAUUGUUGCCAUACCCGAUGAGGGAUUCCCAUAUUUGUUCCCCUCCCAGAAUUCUAGAAGAGUCUAAAUUCCCCCUGAAGUCUGGGCAGUGGGCUCUGAGAGGCUGUGUGUGUGUGUGUGUGUGUGUGUGUGUGUGUGUUUUUCUCUGUCUGGCACCCAAUUGGUCUAUCCUGGCUGUUGUUGAUUAAUGUCUUACACCUCGCCACAGACAGGGGUUUUAGGGGGUGAGGAGGUGUGAAAGCUCAUUAGAAGCACAUUUCCUGACUGCCUCUUAGAGCAACACAGACCUGUAGACUGAUCACUAUGGAGGUAAUGCCAACACUGUUGAUACGACGACGACGACGGGGGGGGUGACAGGAUGGGAGGUUGUGAAAAGAGGGGGAUUUAAAGGAGGGAUUAGUCUUUGUUCACACUCCUGAGAAAAUACUGAACAAAGGAGAGAUGGAAAGUUGAGUCAAACAAGGCCCUGUAGCCUUCACUGUCACCCCAUCAUACCACACUUCAGGACAUGGACACGUAAUUACGCUGUUCAAUGUCUUACAUGUAAUUGAUAUGCCUUGAUUCAACUUUGUGGCUCAUGUAAAUUGUCACUUGGAGAUCAGAAUUCCUCAAGCUCAGUUGAAGUUGGCUGUUAUACGGAACAAUACCAAGAAUUUACCAAAAUACUUGGCAGUAAGUGUAGGAACUAUUUUUUUGUCUAUGUUCUAGAACUGUCUAAAUACUCCGAGGAUUCUAUUUGACCCCUCCCUAGAUGACUACACGGUGAAACCAUGCACAAUAUACUAGAAGACCAUCUGGCUUAAGGACAAUCAAUCCUUUUUUCUAAAGGGCGAGUCCAUUCUGUGUGACCUAUUUCUAUGUCUGUUGCUCUGUGUGUAAUAUAGAUGAGUCCAUUCGGUGUGUGUGCGCUCUGUCCAGAUGUGUGUCAUAUAGAUGGUGGUAUUUGUUAUUGACUCUCUUAGACAGGGUUGGUAUGAAAGGAGAGGUACACACUCUGGCUCUCUCUCUUUUUCCUAUCCUUGCAGGGACCAAAUAAUUGACUCUCAUUCAAAAUUCUAUUUUCCAUAACCCCUGAGCCUAAAAUAGUAUUUUUCCUUGUGUGGACUUCUGGUCCCCACAAGGAUAAUAACACCAAAGCACACCACUCUUUAUUUACCCUUCAGAGAGGUCAGGGGGUUAGAUCCAACAAUUACAUUAAGGAAAACUCUUGAUGUACAAGACUGUGGACCAAAGAGAGCCCACCCUGGGUCUCGUCCAUCCCAUCAAUCACUAGGGGCGGGCCCAAAUCCCCAAGACACACAUUUUCCCCAGAAACCCAAAAGGUUUCUACAGAAUGAAGACAAAUACGCAUGAACAUUUAUCAAAGCACUCUGCUAAGAGCUUACAUUACAUACAUGUUAUAUGAACGAUGAUGUGUAUGUUUUAACACUCUGCUAAGAGCUUACAUUACAUACAUGUUAUAUGAACGAUGAUGUGUAUGUUUUAACACUCUGCUAAGAGCUUACAUUACAUACAUGUUAUAUGAUUGAUGGUCUGUAUUGUUUAGUUGUUCACAUGAUGUAUAUGUACCAGUUUGUUUAAAUUAUUGUAUGAUUAUUUAUUUUUGCACAGAAGGAAAUGUAUGUUUCAUAAUGAUUGUAAUGUAAUGGGGUUUGUGAUCUAAAUAUAUUGUCAGCUAAAUUGAUUAAAUCUAAAUUAUGCAUUCA